GAAAAAGGAAGUAAAGAGUUUAGAAAGCAAAUAUGCAAUCGUUGAACCUAAAGGUUUUCACAGAGCUGAACGUAACGACAAGGUCUUGGCCUCGUCGACGAGUAAGAGAUGCAAGAGGGAAUUUAUGUAAGAUCGUGGCUUGCAACUCGGAUAAUAAUGGAGCUGCUAGAGAGAAUCGGACCUCUGCCUCCUCAGUUUAUCGUACCCAAACUUAUGCUCUUUUGAAGCAGCAGAUGGAAGUUGCGGCCAAAUCCGAGGAUUACAAGGAAGCGGCCAGAAUUAGGGAUUCAUUGAGGUCAUUUGAAGAAGAAGAGCCCGUUUUGCGCCUUAGAAGAUUGAUGAAAGAGGCAAUCGCUGAUGAGAGGUUUGAGGAUGCUGCUAGAUACCGCAAUGAAAUAAAGUCAGUCUCUCCUCAUUCACUCCUUAAAUGUUCAAGUGAUGCAACCACCCUGGGGAUCAGGGUCCAGGUCAGGAGUGUGUACAUUGAGGGUCGGAGCCAACCUGCAAAAGAGCAGUACUUCUUUGCGUAUAGGAUCAGAAUUACUAAUAAUUCAGAUCGCCCUGUUCAACUUCUUAGGAGGCAUUGGAUCAUCACUGAUGACAAUGGGAAAGUUGAGCAUGUCUGGGGAAUUGGAGUUAUAGGAGAACAACCAGUUAUUCUUCCUCAGACUGGAUUUGAGUACUCCUCUGCAUGUCCAUUAAAUACUCCUAAUGGGAGAAUGGAAGGAGAUUUUGAGAUGAAGAACGUGGACAAAGUGGGCUCUUCAUCGUUCAAUGUAGCUAUUGCUUCUUUUUCCCUCUCUAUGAUUGGAGAUGACACUGAUAUAAUUUGAAGCUAUAUUGUAAAGCGCACACAGGAUUUUGGAGACUUUGUAGGAAAGGCAAACCUUAACACGCAUUAGGUUAUUACCUGAAGAGUAGUGGAAAACCAGAUUGUAAUACAACCAUAGGGUACAUAUUGUAUGUUUUCAUGGCAUUCUAAAUCA
Molecule: messenger RNA, 986 nt
Organism: Telopea speciosissima
Lineage: Eukaryota; Viridiplantae; Streptophyta; Magnoliopsida; Proteales; Proteaceae
Exons: 6
Coding region: 33-833 (266 amino acids)
Molecular function (GO): protein binding
Source: RefSeq, a predicted model, not a curated record